CACCAAUCCUCCUGCCUUGCUCAGCCUCCCUGCUUGCUUCGCCCCCUCCUACUGCUCUGUUGCUGAAUACGAACUGCUAUCUACUAUCCUUAUUGCUAAAUGUCUACGCCUGUACAACUCUACGCCUAUGAUCUCAGCAACGGCCUUGCGAAGCAGCUAUCUCUCCCGUUAACGGGCAAACAGAUCGACGGCGUUUGGCAUACCUCCGUCGUGGUGUUCGGUAGAGAGAUAUUCUACGGACAGGGCAUCUUGGAGACUCGUCCGGGGGAAUCUCAUCAUGGGAAACCGCUUCAUAUGAUUGAUAUUGGAGAGACAGCAAUAGAUGAAGAUACUUUCAACGAAUACCUUCUCGAGAUGAGCAAGCAAUACACAGCUGACAAGUAUCAUCUGCUAGACUUCAAUUGCAACUCUUUCACCAACGAUGUUGUAGGAUUCCUCACAGGAGGUUCGAUACCCUCCUGGAUCAAAGAUCUACCUUCUGACUUCCUCUCUACACCCUUCGGCGCCGCAUUGAGGCCCACGAUCGAUAACAUGUUCCGUCGUCCUGUGCCCGGUGCAGCACCGACCCCCGCCACACUGCAGCCCUCACCGGCGGCGGCGCAAGCGGCUGUCAACGCAUCCCCGAACCCAGCGCUUGCAGCGUCGCUUCUCCAAGCAGUGGCGAACCAGGCCAUGUCUCCUUCCGCACCUGCUCCUCAGGCUCAGCCAUCAGCAUCUACAAGCACGGUGUCCGCUCCUGUCCAUAUCUGCACGAACCCGUCUUCGUUCCAUUCCCUGCUCCGUUCGCACCACGCCGUGGUCGCGAUGUUCACCAGUGCGACGUGCGGACCGUGCCGUAUGAUUGAGCCAGUGUUUGAAGACCUAGCGUGGUCCAAGACGCAGGGAUUUGGCCAGGAUCGAGUCGCAUUCGUAAAGGUCGAUAUGGGUGUGGGGCUGGGUGGCCAGGUUGCCUCGGAGUUCAGUAUCCGGGUUACCCCUACAUUCCUCUUCUUCCUGGAUGGACAGAAGACACAUGACUUCAAGGGCGCGGACUCAGCCGAACUUCGUAGUCAAGUCGACUUCCUUCUGUUCCAAGCUUUCCCUCCCCAUCCACACACAAAGCUAUCCCUCCCGGUGACCGAAGCGCUAUCUACCAAACCUAUCCUGUUCACGCAGGUCCCGGCGCUCGAUUCCCUCGUCAAUAAGCUAGCGUCCCUAGUCGAUGGUUCGUCGCCAUCGCCUGAGACGACUGCAGCGAAGGAUAAACUCGGCCAGUCUUUCCCGGUAUACCUCAAGGCGCGUUUCCCCGCAGACAAGGGCGUUCAGCCUCCGAAGAACCUCUCCGCGAACACGCAGUUGGUUACAUCCUGGGCAGAGGCAACACGCACAAUUGCCAGUGCACUCCCAGCCUCUCAACUCUUCCCAUUAGUGGACCUAUGGCGGCUAGCCCUACUCGACGGCGCUGUUGCGGCGUGGUGUGCUACGGCCCCUUCGCAGACUAACCCGGUGCACAUCUUCUUGAACAAGGCUAUCGAUGCUCUCAACACUGCGGACCCUACUGCGCGAAACACUGUUCUAGUCACUCUGCGCAUGCUCGCGAACGCGACCUCGAGCGCGGCCCUUAUGAAGAGCCUCCUGUCCCCGGCGGGCCAGCGUGCAGACUUGACGAAGGCCCUCGUCGCGAGCCUUCUGCACACAGAUGCGACUGUGCGCACCGCGGCAGCGAGCUUGGCGUUCGACGUCGCGGCGUACCUGCAGAAGGGCAGGGUCGACAAGCUCCGCGGGGACAGUUCCGCUGCAGGGGCGGAGGUCGAGGAGGAUGGGGAGUGGGAAGUGGAGCUGGUCAGCGCGGUGCUCGAAGCGAUCUCGAAUGAGGCGCAGAGCGAGGAAGUCGUCCACCGUCUCACGGCGGCCCUGGCGUUCUCGCUGCGCCUGUCUCCGGUGUAUGAUAGCCAGCUCGUACCGUUCCUGGAGGUCCUCCAGGCGCGUGAGACGCUCAGGGGCAAGUUACAGAAGGGAGGAUGCGGAGAACAGGGCGUGCAGAAGCCGGAUGUGAGGAAGCUCGUGGUAGAGGUUGCGGAGAAGUUGUGCCCGUGAUGUGUGGGCGUCGGACUGGAACACAAGGGACUUUCGGAAUCUAUAAUACAAGAGGCGUGGAAUUCGCACGGGAGACAAAGAGAGCAUCUGAUUGGCUGAGAGACGGACACC
Messenger RNA from Rhodofomes roseus, 2187 nucleotides. RefSeq names its product DUF862-domain-containing protein. Bases 100 to 2076 code for a protein of 658 amino acids. The record is from RefSeq and is a predicted model, not a curated record. Gene Ontology annotation, biological process: protein modification by small protein removal. Lineage: Eukaryota; Fungi; Basidiomycota; Agaricomycetes; Polyporales; Fomitopsidaceae. Gene Ontology annotation, molecular function: peptidase activity. The transcript is spliced from 9 exons.